UUACGGCUGAACACAUUUGACAAACAAGAACUAAAAUUUUAGCAGACCUAAAUUAAUGGUUUCAUCGAAUUUUAUUGUAAUCGUCGAAAUUUUCAAUAAGAAAGAUAUUUAGCGCGAAAUUCGCAACUGUCGUCUGCAGCUAAACGAUAAUAGUUGAUCUCGGUGAAUGAACGUUUGCUGGUGAAAGGGAGGAGUCAUGGAUUGUUUAUUACCAAGCGCCGCUAUGUAAAUGACUGUUUGGAGCGGUUCUCAGAGUUUUCUGCGGAAUAGAUUGAAUGUUUCACCUUACACGUAAUUUUGGAAUUUUAUAUGGAUUUUGCAAUACGACCAGUUCACCUCUAGCAGACGACAGACGAGCAAGUUCGGAAAGUUUAUUUAAUAAAUACAUAAUCAAGUAAAAUAAUUACAUAUCUAAAAAUGUGUGAUCUAGAAAUGUUUUUAUAAACAACGCUUGUGAAGUGAAUAUGGAAAAUAAUGUGACAUCAUCUUCUAGACGAAGCAUCUUCAAGAUCAUAUAAAAUAAAUGUUUUGUUGUUGUUGUUGUUGCAAACAGUAAGGAUAAUCUCUUUUUAAUAAUACAUAUCAACGGUUGCUGAUAAAAAAGUGAAAGAGAGAUAAAAAAAAAAUAAAAAAAAAAGAAUCAGCCAUCGGCAAUUUGAACAUCACUCGAAACCUGGUUCAAAAUUCGCAAUCUUAUGAUGAACGGAAAUUUAAAAACACUAAUAACAAACUAAUAACCAAGUCUGUCUGAAAAUCUUAUUUUAACGCGAAAAUUAGUUCAAGUGUUCGGGCGGUGUCCCGUGAGAACAAAUUGUCAGUAACAAUCACUUGUAAUCUGCGGAGUGAAAAAAAUUUUUUUUUCGUUUUUUUUCUUCUUCAUGUCUUUCUUAAGUUGAAAAGGAAUAACAAGAUCGGUAAAGUUUAAGUUCAAUAAAUCUAAUGAUAUAUCAGUUUGAGUUCAAAGUAAUAUAUUAUCGUUUAUUUUAAGAAUUCUCUUCAGUGAAUGAAUUGUGAAAAUUGAAAACAGGGAGAAAAUAUAAAACGAAAGAAACAAAUGUGACAAUAAUGCGAGUUUUGAUGGAUUUUUGUGGUGAAUUUUAUUUGAAAUGAAAGUUGUUCUGUACUUUUUAUAUAAUUACACUUGUUUUGAUAUAAAAUAUAGCAUGGGUCUGGAUUUUGAUCUUUUGUAUAGUAAAAUAAUAUUCAACCACACACGCAAAAUAUGAAUGAAUUCUCAAUUUUGGAUGAAUUUAAUAAUAAGGAAUUAACGUGCAGAAAAAAGAGUGUUUAUUAAUUUAUGAUAUUUUUAUGUACCAACAGCAGGGAUUGAGUUAAUCAGGAAAUUAUGCAAUUUGAAACUUACGUGAACCGGAGAGAAUGAAAAUUACCCGAGCACUGGGGGUUACAUGGCCAUGCACGGGACACACAAAAAUAACAAUCUGGAAUUGUAAAAAACUGUGCAAGUGUUAAAGUCUGUUUUCAUAAAGUUUUUGAUGUUAGAUUAAGUCAUUAUUGAAACUAUCUGGAAAUUGCGAGCAGACUUCCCGAAAUUUUUUACAAGGAAGCGAAUCUUCUAAUGAAUUAAUCAGAUUUGGGGAAUUAUUGUGUGAAAUACUUAUAAAAUUCAAUUGUUUCAUUAAACCACAUCUGCGGCUAAGAAUGGGGCCGUUCGGUUAGACUUAUGUCGGUAUUUUAACCAUCUGUCAUUCUUAAGUCAGAGCCCGUCGAAAACGGUCAGAAAUAGAGGCGUUCACACCUCGAAGUGGUAAAAAUUGUUUAUCGUGUAAGUGUUGAAAGGAAAUGCAUGCGAUUUUAAUUAGACAUUUAUUUAAUGUAAUAAGUCAAUUGCACGGUUGCGUGAUCAAAUAUCAAUACUUAACCAUAUAGUUUUAAGCAUUAUUUCAGUUUAUUCAGAUCAAACUGAUAGGUUUAGUUGUGCAUGUGUGUUUUGUGGACGAAAGAACAUCCAUCGUGAAGGAAAAGAGAAAAAAGAAGGAAAAACAACAACAGGGGAUUUUAUUAUUUACCACUGAAAGUGUUCUGAUUCUGUUUUUAAAAAAGUAACAAAUUGGAACGGUUGUUAAAGAGAGAAAAAGAUGCAGCUAAAUGUAAGCACGAGCAUCGUGCGGAUUGUGCUAACUGUACUUUUGUGGAUGGACUUUUGCACGGGUAUCAGAUGGCUAGCAUUGUAUGAAAACCGACAGAAAUCAUGGACGAAUUCGAAAGAUUGCAAGAAGUCGUACGGCCUGUCGGCGGAACAGCUGAAAAUAUGUCAGCAACAUUUAGAUCUUAUGAGCACAGUGUCUCUCGCGUCAUAUAAAGGAAUAGAUGCUUGCCAAAAACAGUUUAUGGAUAGGCGGUGGAAUUGUUCUUCCAUAACAUCUGCGCCUCAAUUGACAAAAGAUUUGAAAAGAGGCACCCGGGAACAAGCUUUUGUAUAUGCAAUUGCCUCAGCAACUUUAAUGCAUUCAAUAGCACGUGCCUGUAGUGUCGGUAUAACAACAAAAUGCUCGUGCGGGGCGUUACCAAAUGAGGCCCCGACAGGAGAAUACAAAUGGGGCGGCUGCGGGGACGAUGUAGAUUAUGGACUUAGAUUCAGUGAACAAUUUACCUCGUUUCAUACAUUAAAAAAUUCUAAAAGAAAGAAAACCAUGAUGAAUAGCCAUAAUAUAGCCGCUGGUAAUAAGGUUGUUGUCGAAAGUUUGACGACGGCGUGUAAAUGUCACGGUGUUUCCGGAUCAUGUUCUAUCAAAACAUGCUGGCGUUCCCUAGCAGACUUUAAUAAAAUUGCCGAAACCCUUAAAGACAAAUACGGAAUGGCAAUAGAAGUGAAGAGGAAGCGCAAGAAAGGAAAGCACAUGUUUUCACCAAUAAACAAGAAAGUUGACAAAAUUCCCGAAGAAGAAUUAGUUUAUAUUCAAAAGUCGCCGGACUAUUGUUCGCCAGAUAGAAAAAUGGGUUCUAUAGGAACGCAAGGAAGGUCAUGUGAUCCGGAAAGUCACGGGCCCGGAGGUUGUGAUAUUAUGUGCUGUGGGCGGGGCUAUGAUUCGAGAGACGUUGAAAUUGUUAGACGAUGUGAAUGUAAAUAUUAUUGGUGUUGUUACGUCAAGUGUAAAACGUGUUCAGAAAUGGUCCGUGUUCACCGAUGCCGGUAAUACUCCGUGUUACAUCGUAUCAAUGUGUGUCAGUUGUAUCCUGCCUCUAUUGAAAUCCGGGUAUACAGGGUGACUUUGGAGUUAGAAACGGGAAGCUAUAGAGAACGGAUGUGAUAUUUUUUCCGAGAUUAUUAUAUUUGUUUUGGCAGGACCAUUCAGUGAUAUUAAUGCAAGGGAGACAACAACAAUUUACCGCGAACUGUUGCGACAGUGAGUUGUCGUUCUUCAUACACACGGGAGGACGUUAUUUUCAUCUACAUGUGUACCGACUCGAAAAAAAUGUUAAAAAUCAAAAUUGUAGUGGGACUUAAGGCCGGGUUGAUAAAAAUGCGGCACGGUCCUGUGUCGGGUCAGUUUUGAUGAUUAACGUGUGCAUGAAUUGACACGUGAUUAGUGCUAAAUUCUAUUUGUUAUACGGGCAUGAGAGUUAAAGAUUGUGAACAACAAUGGUUUCUUAUUGUGAAGCACAUAUUGUGUACGUGAUAUUUUCACUGAUAUUAUACAUGACUGUUGUAGACUAUAUUUCUUAUGUAUCAUCAGUCACGAAAUGAAAAAAAACAAGAUCCUUGAAGUUUCAUUCUUGGCACGGUUAUAAAGACAAAUUUAUGUUAGAAAAAUAUUGUUAUAAUAUUUAUCAAAUACAAAUGUACUAAAAUGUUUGCACACCAUAUACAUAAGUAAACAACAAUUGGCACAUUAUUUAAAUGUUUUCACGUCCUUAAUAUAUACAUAUGUGUAUAAGUUAUCACUUUAUGUCAAGCAGUAAAAUAAUA
Ruditapes philippinarum (Manila clam) is the source of this 3928-nucleotide messenger RNA. RefSeq names its product protein Wnt-11b-2-like. Gene Ontology annotation, molecular function: cytokine activity; frizzled binding. Gene Ontology annotation, cellular component: extracellular region. The record is from RefSeq and is a predicted model, not a curated record. The transcript is spliced from 6 exons. Gene Ontology annotation, biological process: neuron differentiation; cell fate commitment; multicellular organism development. Bases 2097 to 3155 code for a protein of 352 amino acids. Lineage: Eukaryota; Metazoa; Mollusca; Bivalvia; Venerida; Veneridae.